AGCAGUACGAAAUGGACCGAAGGAGGCGCUGAGAGGCCAGGAGCCCAGGACGCUGAACUCUAGACGCCCUGGAGACACGUGGGGCAAGAAGUUCGACAGGCGACAACGACUGCAGACAACCCUGCCCAGGGACGGAUGCGGGAGCUCGGUAGGGGUGCCCAGGGGCGGUAAUAAGGGGUCUACGCGGCCGAGCGAGGGGCGCGGAGUGAGGAGGGAGGCAGAGCCUCGGCCCUGCAGCCGCUGCCAUGUGGCCCCCGGACCCGGACCCGGACCCCGACCCGGAGCCCGAGCCCGCGGGCGGCUCCCGGCCUGGCGCUGCGGUCCCCGGGCUCCGCGCCCUGCUGCCGGCGCGCGCCUUCCUCUGCUCGCUCAAAGGCCGCCUCCUGCUGGCGGAGUCGGGUCUUUCCUUUAUCACCUUCAUCUGCUAUGUGGUAUCCUCAGCGUCUGCCUUCCUCACAGUGCCUCUGCUGGAGUUUCUGCUGGCCCUCUACUUCCUCUUUGCUGAUGCCAUGCAGCUGAACGAUAAGUGGCAGGGCUUGUGCUGGCCCAUGAUGGACUUCCUGCGCUGUGUCACCGCUGCCCUGAUCUACUUCGUCAUUUCCAUCACAGCCGUCGCCAAAUACUCAGAUGGGGCUUACAAAGCAGCUGGGGUUUUUGGCUUCUUCGCCACCAUCGUGUUUGCGAUUGACUUCUACCUGAUCUUUAACAACGUGGCCAAAUUCCUCAAACAAGGAGACACCACAGAGGAGAACACAGCCCAAAGGGCAGAAGGUGCUUACGCUCUGCACAAGGCCUGAGUCAGGGGCUCUGCACAGGUUUAUCAGGAGGUGCCACAGCUAGUUUGGAACUGCAGCCUCUCCAGGGCCUGCCUCAGUCACAGUCCAGAGAGGCAGGAGGGACGGCAUGGAUAUAAGUGCUGACGCGGAAUGGAGUCCUCCUCAAGGGCUCCAAGGCCUGUUGCCCAUUUCUCUGCCCUGCCCCCAGGUAGACUUGAAAAAGAGGUGUUUGGCUCAGCACCAACCUCACACCAUUCUGGUGUCCUCUGUGCUUGCCCUGGCCUUUGUGUCACCCCUUCUUUGACCAUCAUGUGCUGGCACUAGGUAUGCACAGAUGGACAUGAAAACUCAGUCCCAACAGGAGUUGAACCCCAAAGCAGAGCUACACUGGACAUAGCAGGGCAUGUGUCAUACUAGGGGUGCAAGAGGAGGUAUCAGGGAAGAUCUCCAAAUGGGGUGCCAAUUACAAUAAAAUGGAAGCUAACAGGUAAGAAUAAAGCAACUGAGGGUGGUCCACUGUGUGCCAGCCUUAUGGAGGUAACCAGAGACUUAUGGAGGAACCCUGGAAACCCUAGAGCUGGGUCUUGAUGGAUGUAUAGUAGUGUGCAGGAAGAAGAAAUGGGGCUGGUGGGAGGAGAGGAAAGCAGAGGAUAGAGUGCUUGGUCUAGGUGAGACAAUUCUCUGGAGCCAUCAGUGCUCAUAGCUGGGCAGAUAAGACAAGGGAGCUCUCAAGGCCUAUAGGCCCCACCUUGGAGUUGAGACCUUCCCACUGAGUGCCUGUUGUCCCAGGUGGGACCCAUGCUUAUUAGGAACCACCAGGUUCCCAACAGCUGGGCUCUAGGGCCAUGGAGAUCUGUGCAGCAAAGAUGAGGUUGAAGAUUCUAAGAGUGCUGGGCUGGCCACAGAGGAGACAAACAUCUAAAAACAGCAACUGGCACUGGGGUUGGGGCAGGGGUGGGGUGUUCUCCUUUCCUGGGCUGGGGAGUUCCAGAGGGCUCUGAUCUUCAGUAGUGGGAUUUCAGGAACCCUGAGUCAUGCCUCACUGACAGGCCCUUAACAUUAUAAAACUGUGAUCACAAUAUCAAACAAGGAAGGAGGAGGAAAUUUGAAACUAUGAAACAGCUAAAAAUGGACUGCUGAGUUUUCGGUAUAUUUUAAUUUGGGGAAUAAGAAAGUAGUUAUUUUUGCCUUCUCCUGCUAAAUAAAUUGGGGACAUCCUCUGGAGUCUUGUGAGGGUAUAGAGAAGGGGCAACCAGACUUCAGUCUGGAGUGGAAGUGUCCCCAUCCCCCCACCCCAUCCCCUACUCAGAGACUGCCUGGGGCUCCUGCCAGCGACCUAGCUGUGCCUCUCCAGGGACUACUCCCAGGCACUACUGCCCUAGAGACUCCUCUGCUUU
Molecule: messenger RNA, 2173 nt
Organism: Marmota flaviventris (yellow-bellied marmot)
Lineage: Eukaryota; Metazoa; Chordata; Mammalia; Rodentia; Sciuridae
Gene: Cmtm3
Product: CKLF like MARVEL transmembrane domain containing 3
Cellular component (GO): membrane
Source: RefSeq, a predicted model, not a curated record